UGACACCGAGAGGUAAAAUGGCGCAGAGAGCAGUUCAGCUGGACUGGGAGACUUUGUGUUGUUCCAUCUGUUUGGAUCUACUGAAGGAUCCGGUGACUUCUCCCUGUGGACACAGUUACUGCAUGAACUGUGUCAAAGACCACUGGGACACAGAGGAUGAGAAGAAAACCUACAGCUGCCCUCAGUGUAAGGAGAGCUUCACACUGAGGCCUGGCCUGGUGAAAAGUGCCAUGUUAGCAGCUUUAGUGGAGCAGCUGAAGAAGACUGGACUCCAAGCUGCUCCUGCUGAUCACUGCUAUGCUGGAGCUGAAGAUGUGGCCUGUGAUGUCUGCACUGGGAGGAAACUGAGAGCAGUUAAGUCCUGUCUGGUGUGUCAGGUCUCUUAUUGUGAGCAACACCUCCAGCCGCACUUUGAAUCCCCUGCCUUUGAAAAACACAAGUUGGUGGAGCCCUUAAAACAUCUGCAGGAGAAAUUUUGCUCUUGUCACGAUGAGGUGAUGAAGAUGUUCUGCCGUACUGAUCAGCAGUGUAUCUGUUAUCUCUGCUCCAUGGACGAACAUAAAGGCCACGACACAGUGUCAGCUGCAGCAGAGAGGACUGAGAGGCAGAGAGAGCUGGAGGGGAGUCGACACAACAUCCAGCAGAGAAUCCAGGACAGAGAGGAAGAAGUGAAGCUGCUUCAACAGGAGGUGGAGGCCAUCAAUGGCUCUGCUGAUAAAGCAGUGGAGCACAGUGAGAAGAUCUUCACCCAGCUGAUCCGUCUCAUGGAGGAAAGACGCUCUGAUGUGAAGCAGCAGGUCAGAUCCCAGCAGGAAACUGAAGUGAGUCGAGUCAAAGAGCUUCAGGAGAAGCUGGAGCAGGAGAUCACUGAGCUGAAGAGGAAAGACGCUGAGCUGGAGAAGCUCUCACACACAGAGGAUCACCUUCAUGUCCUGCUUAAUUACCCUCUGCUGCCACAUCUCAGUAAAUCUACAGAGUCACACAGACAAAAUAUCCUCCAUCUGAGAUACUUUGAGGAUGUGACAGCAGCUGUGUCAGAGCUCAGAGACAAACUACAGGACGUCCUCGAUGAGGAACUGCUGAAGAUCUCACUGACAGUGACUGAAGUGGAUGCUUUACUGCCACAACCAGAGCCCGAGACCAGAGAUGAAUUCUUACAAUAUUCCCGUCAAAUCACACUGGAUCCAAACACAGCACACACACAGCUGCUAUUAUCUAACGGGAACAGAAAAGCAACAGUGAUGAGAGAAAAGCAAUCAUGUUCCAGUCACACAGACAGAUUCAGCGACUGGCUUCAGGUGCUCAGCAGACAGCGUCUGACUGGACGAAGUUACUGGGAGGUGGAGAGAAGCAGCGGAGGAGUUUCAGUCGCCGUCUCAUACAAGGAUAUCAGCAGGACCGGGACCGAAAGUGGAUUUGGAAACAAUGACAAGUCCUGGGCGUUAGGAUGUUUCGACAUUACUUAUUAUUUCAGACAAAACAAUAUCAGAACUUUACUCUCAGGUCCUCGGUCCUCCAGAGUUGGAGUGUACCUGGAUCACAGUGCAGGUAUUCUGUCCUUCUACAGCGUCUCUGACACCAUGACUCUCCUCCACAGAGUCCAGACCACAUUCACUGAACCUCUCUAUGCUGGACUUUUGGUUUAUUGGGCUGGAGACACUGCAGAGUUGUGUGAGCUAAAGUAGGAUGCAAGUGUCUGCAAACCACAGCUGGACACAAACGUCAGGUCAUGAACAUGUAGUGUGAAUGUGAUCUGACACGUUUUGUCUGUUCCAAGAGAUCACCUGUCAGUCUGACAAGGCAGACAGGACUGUAAAGUUUUCUUUCUUCAAAAUAUUGUUGAUGUGGUUUCAGUUAUUUGCACAAACUGGACACUCGUACAUCACUAUUUUUGUGCAGAGGAUUUUUCCCCUGCCAGUGGAGACACUUCUGAUUAUCACGUGUGAGCAAAGGCAUACAUGACAUUAUGGAUGAAAAUUAUAUUUAUACAUAGAUAUCAAAUGAAAGCUGCCAGAAUGACCAAUGUGAACUCCAAACCAAUCUAGAGUUGUUGAUCAAAAUCCAACAGACAUGAUAACUGAACUAUUUCAGGACAAACAUGAUGAAAGUGCAACAACUAUGAUAAGAAAAACUUGAGUGAUUGUUAAAAACUUGUGCAUUGAGUAUUUUUGUUUAUCGCAAGU
Messenger RNA from Acanthopagrus latus (yellowfin seabream), 2183 nucleotides. RefSeq names its product E3 ubiquitin/ISG15 ligase TRIM25-like. The coding region runs from base 18 to 1685 and encodes 555 amino acids. NCBI's taxonomy places the organism in Eukaryota, Metazoa, Chordata, Actinopteri, Spariformes, Sparidae. Gene Ontology annotation, molecular function: zinc ion binding; protein binding. The transcript has a single exon. The record is from RefSeq and is a predicted model, not a curated record.